AGGGUAGGCGCCUUUAGAUUCGAAUGCUCGUAUGUAAAUCUAAGAGCCCAAGACGGGAGAAAUUGGGAGGACCGGGGGAGUCCGUGCGAGUUCGGUGGAUCCGGUGUUCCGCGGUCGUGAGGUUGCCGCCGCCGGCCAUGGAUCCGGAGGGGUUGGAGUUGGAGAGGGAGAGGCACGUGUUGUUCCUGGAGAUGAUGAUGGAGAGGCUGCCGUCCGACUUCGAGACGCAGGAGAUCAAUCAUCUCACGCUCGCCUACUUCGCCAUCUCCGGCCUCGGCAUCCUCGGCGCCCUAGAUCGGGUUGACAAGGAUCAAAUAGCCAGUUGGGUGUUAUCCUUUCAGGCACAACCAAGAACAAUGUCUGACUUGGAUAAUGGACAAUUCUAUGGAUUCCAUGGAUCUAGAACUUCUCAAUUUACUAUCGAUGAUAGUGAGGUUUCAAGUCACAACUGUAGUCAUCUAGCAAGUACUUAUUGUGCUCUUGCCAUAUUGAAUAUGAUUGGCUAUAAUUUGUCAAACAUCAAUUCCGAGGCAAUCUUGAUCUCAAUGAGAAAUCUUCAACAACCUGAUGGAAGCUUCAUGCCAAUUCAUUUUGGGGCAGAAAAAGACCUGCGAUUUGUUUAUUGCGCUGCUGCCAUUUGUUUUAUGCUAAAUAACUGGACGGGAAUGGAUAAGGAAAAGGCUAAGGAGUAUAUAUUACACUGUCAGUCAUAUGAUGGUGGCUUUGGUUUAGUACCAGGUUCAGAAUCUCAUGGUGGUGCGACCUACUGUGCAGUUGCUGCUCUCCAGCUGAUGGGUUUUAUUAAUGCUGAUAUUUCUUCCAAACCUGCAAAAUCUGUGGUCGUUGAUGUGCCAUUGCUCGUGGAUUGGAGCUUACAGAGGCAAGCAGCAGAUGGUGGAUUUCAGGGCAGAGCCAACAAACCCAGUGAUACAUGUUAUGCGUUUUGGGUUGGAGGAGUCCUGAAAAUCUUAGGGUUCUACCACUUCCUCAACAAGGGUGCUCUACGCAGAUUUUUGCUUUCUUGCCAGUCUAAGUAUGGUGGUUUUACGAAAUUCCCAGAGAAUAUGCUACCCGACCUGUAUCACUCUUACUAUAGCUUUGCUGCACUGAGUUUGAUGGAGGAAGAAGGACUCAAGCCACUUUGUGUUGAACUGGGGAUCACUGCUAUAAAUGACAAUGGAAUCUGAGCAUCUGCAUUGAUGCAUUAGUUUCCUGCUCCAUUUGAAGUUAUUGCUCAAUUGGGAAAAAGAGCAAGUAGGUACAUUCAGUGGUGUUGGUAUUACUUCAGAGGUGUUCCAUUAAGGAUGUUAGGUAUGGGGAUUCCUUCAAUCCAGCAAUGAUAGAUGCUCUGGAAAUAACAAAAUCAUGGCUUCCAUAAUACAGUGUUAUUAGAACUGACUGAAAAUUUGUACCAUUACUUGAGUUAGGAAUUAUGUAUUUAGCACAUUUCAUGAAUGUUGGUUUUAAUUUCUGCUAAACUUUUUCUAUAUGCGUAUUUGUAGUGGGUUGGAGCAGGGUCGAUUAUAAUCUG
Messenger RNA from Phoenix dactylifera (date palm), 1531 nucleotides. RefSeq names its product Prenyltransferase family protein (gene PGGT-I). Gene Ontology annotation, molecular function: CAAX-protein geranylgeranyltransferase activity. Gene Ontology annotation, cellular component: CAAX-protein geranylgeranyltransferase complex. Gene Ontology annotation, biological process: protein geranylgeranylation. Lineage: Eukaryota; Viridiplantae; Streptophyta; Magnoliopsida; Arecales; Arecaceae. The record is from RefSeq and is a predicted model, not a curated record.